AUGAAGAGGGGAGCGGACAGAGCAGCUAGGGCUGCCGGUGGUUUCUACAGAGUGGUCGCAGGCACCGACCCAAACACAUUAACACUCGCACAGCCUCUUCAAUAUCCAUCGUUGGUGGCUGGAAGCGGAGCCAAUCAAGACAGAGAAGAGUCAACUGACUCUGUGCCGGCCGAAGGCGAAGCCCAAGARGUGCACGCGGACGUGAAUGCCAAAGAAGACGGAUACAGCGUCGGCGUACCCGGACCUCUGACGAGAAUAUUCGUAAUUGCCAACAGGGGAGUUGCCAAUUUGGUCCAAGACCUGAUACUGAGAUUGGCCCAGACCACCGAACGAAUAGUGAACUUCAAAGCCAGAUUAAUUACAUCCCUCAUCUAAGCAAAUAUUCAAGUUUGUGUAGUAAAAUGUAAUUUAUUACCUGCGAGCGGCGUAUUUUAGUCAUGACUUAUGAGAUUAAAUCAUAACUUAGUUUGCACAACCGUAAACCUACGUCGAUUUUUUUAUAUAUAACACGAUUUUUUAACUAUGUGUUUGAAUAACAUCUCCAAUUCGUGUCUUACCCAUCAACUACGUCGUGUCGCACACACUCACCCAUACAAAUACUCAUAUACACGCAUUAAAAUAUUUUACAACCAAGUCAACAUUUAAURAAAUAUUCGACAUAUUAUAAUGUUCAAAUUUUUUUUUUUUUUUCGUAAAAUAUUGUUCUGCCAAUGCAAUUUAAACACUGUAUACGUUAAUAACGAUGUCCAUAUCUCUCGCACAAACAACAAAUGAUUUUAAUAGAUYAACAUUUUCAAAACAAGUGCCAAAAUACAAAAUAUAAUUUUAAAACCAUCAGACGAUAACGAUAUGUCAUACGAUCACCAAUUUAUAAUUAUUUAUACCUAUGACGUGCACUAUAAUAUCAGUAGUCUUGUUGAAUAUAUAGGUACAUCUCUUAACGAUUUAAUCGGCACGUCUUAUUAAAUUWAAUACACAGUGUACCUACAACUAUCAAUUGGUAGUUAUCAACAUUAAAACACUGAUUUUAGACUAUUGUAGUGAUUUAAUUAAUCAAUUAAAAAAUCAAAAUCAAAAUUACGUAGGUACUCAUGUAUAAUUAAUAUUAGUAAUAAAUAUAAAAUUGUAAAAACAUUAUCAUAUAAAUACUUAUUUACCUUGUAGUAUACUAUUUUUAUUUAUUAGACCCAUGAAAUACCUAAAUGUAAACUUGUCUACUGUAUAAAUUAUAUUGGUAUUAU
Molecule: messenger RNA, 1241 nt
Organism: Diuraphis noxia (Russian wheat aphid)
Lineage: Eukaryota; Metazoa; Arthropoda; Insecta; Hemiptera; Aphididae
Source: RefSeq, a predicted model, not a curated record